AUGUUAGUGGUUAGUUGUUAGUAAUUACAAAUGCUCCUCCUCAGGGUUUGAACCCUGGACCUCCAUCUCCAACACCUAUUUCUAGGUAAGAUAAAUUUCUGAAAUUAGGAAUAGGAAUUAAUGCUGUGGAGAAUAGAUUAUGUUAAUUAAAAUGAUGAACUUUUGGGUAAGAUGAUGAAUUUCUGAAAUUACGAAUUAGUGAUUUUUUUGGUGGAGGAGAAAAUAUAAUUUUAUAGGUUAGAUGAGUUUUUGGCCCCUCUUAAAUUUAAAAAGUUUUGGUUUUAGUCCUCAACUUAUGCAUCGCCCAUCAUGUUAGCAUGCCACAUAACUUUUGCCUGGACAUGUAAGCAAGUCUCCAUAGCUCAUUCUCAGACGAGGACUAAAACCAAGGUGUUUAUCCAAAUGUAGGGGUGUUUUUGCAACUUUACUCCGUCUAUGGCUUAAAAUAAAUCUGACUCAUUUUACACGGACUAAAAACAUUAUUAACCCAAAAAAAACAUUUAUAGAAUAAUGGAUGAGAUGAAUGAACUUUGUGGUUACCUCCUUAGGCAUCCCCCUAUUUCCAUCGCUCGAGUAUUGAAACUCGACAUUUAUUUUGAUUCAGUUAUCCUAGAGUCGUACUCGUACGGGCUUGAUGAUGGUUCAUCUAUUAUACUUAGUGUGUCUCUAAUUAUAAGAACCUUAAAAACAUAAUCAACCCAAAAAAAUAUUUAUAGAAUAAUGGAUGACCAGAUGAAUGAAGUUUGUGGUUACCUCCUAUGGCAGCCCCCUCAUUUCCAUCACUCGAGCAUUGAAACUAAUUUUGAUGCAAUUCUCCUAGAGUCGUACGGUCUGGAUGAUGGUUCAUCUAUUAUAUUUGUGUGUCUCUAAUUAUAAGACCCUUAAAAACAUAAUCAACCCAAAAAAAUAUUUAUAGAAUAAUGGAUGCUCAGAUGAAUGAACUUUGUGGUUACCUCCUAUGGCAGCCCCCUCAUUUCCAUCACUCGGGCAUUGAAACUCGACAUUAAUUUUGAUUCAAUUCUCCUAGAGUCGUACGGUCUUGAUGAUGGUUCAUCUAUUAUACUGUCUUUCACUAAUUAUAAGACCCUUUAAAGACAUUUUUGGUGUCCCUUAAUACAAAACCCUCUACUAAAUUUCGGAAAAAGAUUAUUAUCCUUUUCCCUAUUAUACUUUUGUUAUUCCAAAAUUUUGAUUACCGCUAGCAAUUAAUUCUUUUCCAUGUUACCUAAUACAUUAAUAUCUGGUAAAUAUAGAAGAUUGUAUGAACUUUUUAAAACCAAUACAUUAAUUAGGCUCAUUACAUCUUUUCUUAAUAAGCAUAAUUGUCUAAAGAGGUUCUUAUAAUUAGGGACAAACACUAAUUUUUUGGGUUUGUCAUUCCAUUGAUGGGUGGAUUCCAUUUUUAUAAAACGGAUUAAAUGGGCCAAUUGAUAAGUGUUUUGGGCCAAUUAAGUUACUUAAGGCCCACGAUCAACCAAAACUAGGGUUCCAUUACAUCAUAUAUAUGGCCAAAAAUCCUCUCCUCUCUUGAACCUGGUUGCGCCGUCUAUCAAGCUCCUCUCUUGAACCUGGUUGCGCCGAGCUCAGUUAUUCAGUUAGAGAGUGAACAUGGACAAAUGCGAGAAAAUCAGCAACAGUUUUGAGGAAGGGUGGCCUUUACUCGAGAAAGCUGUGGACAGCCUCAUUAACCAAAUAGAAGAGGCAGCCAACUUAAGGUUACCAGUUCCAGAUUACAUGUCCUGUUAUACAACUGUUUAUAACAUGUGUACAGGCCAACUGGGUGAUCAGAAUUGCAAGCUGCUCUAUGGCAGAUAUAAGGAGGUCUUUGAGACAUAUAUCAAUUCCACAGUCCUUACAUCUUUGCAAGGAAAGAAAGAUGGACUGUUGUUGAUUGAACUGCUGAGAAAAUGGUCAAAUUACAAACUUAUGACCAAGUGGCUCUCAUUGUCCUUCUGUUAUCUUAACAGAUACUACAUCCCACACAAGAAGCUUACUUCUACUGAAGAAACUAGCUUCUUAAUGUUCUAUGACUUGCUACAUAAGAAGAUCAAUGUACAAGUUGCGGAUGCUGUAACAGCUAUGAUUGAUCAGGGACGUUCUGGAGAGCAGAUUGACCGAACACUGGUUAAUAACACAUUGGCCAUGUACUCGGAGAUUGGAGUUAUCCUAAGAAUAAACAAUGCAAAUGACUUUUUAGAAAGCUUGAUUGGAGAGCGUGUUCAUCGUCUGCCUCACCCUCGAAUUCUGUGCAAGAAAGAGAUAUUCCCUGGCAUUCUAACCCCUUCAUCAAAGAAAAUCAGGUUGGUAAGUUCUGAUGGAGAUGUGUUUGAAGUUGACUAUGGUGUGGGUGUGGGACUCAUGUCAAAAACAAUUGAAGAUGCUAUCAAGACCAACCCUGCCGGUGGCACUGAAAGCAUUCUUGUUUAUCCAGUGAGUAGCAAAAUCUUGACCAAGGUAAUUGAAAUCUGCAAGAAGUACACUGAAGCUUCUGAUUCCAAUAACAAGGAAGGCAUGUCUGGUGUUGAUAUCAAAGACUGGGAUGCUGAAUUUAUUGAUGUUGACAAUAACACUCUAUUGCAUCUUCAUAUUUGUGCAAAAUUCUUGAACAUCAAGAGUCUGCUACACCUGACAAACAAUGCAAUAGCAGACAAGGUGAAAGGGAAGGCUCCAAUGGUAAUUCGCCAGAUGUUUAACAUUAAGGAUAACGUCUAGGACCCAUUUCAAUUGUCUUCUCAUGAGAUUUUCAGCUAAAUUUAAAGCUUUGAGUUUAUUUUAUGUUUAGGGUCUCUAUGGGUUUACUGUUGAAUAAAGUUAUGUUAUGUAAACUUAUACAAUUAUGUUUGAUAGAAUUUAGUUCAAAAGAACUAAUUUGUGUUUGGUAA
Lotus japonicus is the source of this 2882-nucleotide messenger RNA. Its product is annotated as cullin-1-like. Gene Ontology annotation, cellular component: cullin-RING ubiquitin ligase complex. Gene Ontology annotation, biological process: ubiquitin-dependent protein catabolic process; protein ubiquitination. The coding region runs from base 1609 to 2712 and encodes 367 amino acids. The transcript has 7 exons. Lineage: Eukaryota; Viridiplantae; Streptophyta; Magnoliopsida; Fabales; Fabaceae. The record is from RefSeq and is a predicted model, not a curated record. Gene Ontology annotation, molecular function: ubiquitin protein ligase binding.